GCCAACACUAACCCAGCUCUCCAUCAUGGAAAAUCUGACACCUGGCAGCCGUGCAGGAGAGGCUCGCAUGAGGAACUACAACUACCUGGCCCUGGUUCUUGGAGUCCUGUUGAUCCUCGUCAUCAUCCUGGGAAACGUCCUGGUGUGUCUGAGCGUGCUCACAGAGCGCUCUCUGAAGACCGCCACCAACUACUUCAUCAUCAGCCUGGCGGUGGCCGAUCUGCUGCUGGCCGUGCUCGUGCUGCCGCUCUACGUCUACUCUGAGUUCCUGGGAGGAACCUGGACUCUGAGCACCUCCAUCUGUGAUGCUUUGAUGACCAUGGAUGUGAUGCUCUGCACUGCCUCCAUCUUGAACUUGUGUGCCAUCAGCGUAGACCGGUACAUUGCCGUCGCAGUGCCCCUAAAAUACAACAGAAAUCAGUUCAGUGUUCGCCAACUGACACUCAUCACCGCAACUUGGGUCCUAUCUCUAGGCGUGGCCAGCCCAGUCAUCUUUGGUCUGAACCAGGUGCCGGGUCGGGAUCCUACGGUCUGCAAGCUGGAGGAUGAUCAUUUUGUGGUGUACUCAUCAGUCUGCUCCUUCUUCGUGCCUUGUCCAGUCAUGCUCUUCCUCUAUUACUGGAUGUUCCGUGGCCUGCGACGCUGGAGCAGUCGGAGCCGUUCCCAGGCCCAUCGGGUCGGCCGGAGAGGUCUCUCUUCUCAUCUGGCCUUGGCUCUUCGUAGAGCUAAAGACACAACUGGCAGCCAGGAGAAGGUUGUUUACACGGUACCUCCUAUAAGGCCCGCCUCUCCAUCCAUAUUCGCCAUGGCAAUGCCACGUGCGACUCUGCUGACGGAGGAAAACCAGCACGGGGCGGUGAUGGCAGCCGAUAUGGACCCGAUGACCCCUCAGAUGGACAGUGUGUCGGACGGCGAGCCCACCGGGAGGUGGGAGGGAAGCAGUCGCAGAGAAAAGGCCACUAAGAGAGGACGAAGGACCAGCAAGACCAGCCGGGUCAGUGGGAGGGAGCGCAAGGCCAUGAAGGUUCUACCAGUCGUUGUUGGUGAGCGUGUUCCUGGCUGGACGCCCUUCUUCACCGUCCAUGUCACCAAGGUGUUAUGUCGUUCCUGUGACAUUGGUCCCACCCUUAUUUCUGUGGUCACAUGGCUAGGUUAUGUCAACAGUGCUGUUAACCCAAUAAUCUACACGAUCUUCAACGCAGAGUUCAGGAACGUCUUUCACAGGCUGCUCUUCUGCCGGACUUGACGCUUUUAUCAUCGACUAUGAACUCAAACGUCCUCCAGAACAUCCAGAAAGUCGUCUGCUUGGAGUCUGAACCCUCUGAAGUCAAACAGUCUCUUCUUUUAGAACAAUCUUGUGUUUCUUAGAGCAGCCCAGAGGAUCAGAUGUUGGACAGAUGUUCCUCGGUAUCCGAGAGGUUCCAUGUUUUAACGCUGUUCUAGAUGAGGGUGGACAUCUGUGUUGCUGCAGAGACAAACAGAAAUCUGAAUGUUUGAUGAAGGUUUUGUAACUUGUAGCUGUUGAAUGUGUGCAAUGGGCAUGAUGGGAUGUAACUGAAAUUGAUGUUCUCCUUCUGGACAACAAAAACAAUAAAGCAGUGAAGAACAAAACCAACUACAGCUAAGGGUUGGUUUGUGGGUUUGGAGGCCAGUUGACUCCAUCCUAAAGCAAACCAACAGAGGAAAUGAAGAAGGCCUCGCUUUGAGUUUAGUUGGAGACCUCUUUGCCUGUUCUCAUCUUGACAUAAAGGAGACUCUGUUGUGUUUGCGCAGAGUCAAACACAACAGCAAGUGUGAACAUCAUGUUUUGCAGAGAGAAGUUCUGUUGCUGGUUCUGGAUCAGCCUGUUUCCUCUGUGCUGCUCUGGAGCACAAGGCUUUCUGUUGAGAUGAAUCACAUUCCCAGGCCUGGGAUCCGUUUCAGUCCCUCCAUGUUCCACCAUGGAAUAACACAUCUUGGGGGCAGAACAUCCCAAACCCAUUUCUUUGUCCUGAGUCACAAGCUGCAAAGCACCUGGAACAGAUCUGAGGUCAGCAGAACCUGAGACUUAAAGAUCAGAGCAGCUGAGACAGCAAAAGUCAUCUGGGCAAAUGAACCUUUAACUGUAUGAGGAGGCAGAACCACAACCAUAACCUAUUUCUGCUUCAAAGUCACAAGGUUUCAGUCAGCAUCUGGGAUCUGACUGGCUCCUGGUUCAGUGGGUCCAUCUCUGGUUCUGGAAACCAACUGGCUAUGAAGGUCCAGAGGUCUCCUGGUUCCUAGGAACUAUCCAGAUGGCUGAAAUGUCUUACAGCAGAGCUUUUCGACGUGUGGAUGGGGGCACCAGGCCUCUUUGUAGGGAACAAAAACUAUGAGCGUUUACCCAUUUUCACCAAGACUGGAUGUCUUGACACUAAAUGUGCAGUGUUGGAGCUAUUUAUUCUUUAUUUUUUUAUCUAUUUAAAUUUUGUUAGUUUAUUCUUAAACUUCUAGUUUUUUGCAUUAUUUACAGAGUUUAUUUGCAGGUUAAUAACUGAUUUUAUUUUUUGUUUUGUUUUCUUAUUUUUUCCUAUUUUUUAUUUGUAAGCCAGACAGGAAGUGAGGCGGGUCAGCCCACAUUCUAUAAGUGUAGGGGCCUGGUAAAGGACCAACAGGCAUUUGGGUUUGGGGCCUAUGGUUUUUACCAGUGCAAGAGAGGUCAGCAGGAGAGCAAAGAAACGUUUGAUCAUUGUAAUUGCUUGUA
Poeciliopsis prolifica (blackstripe livebearer) is the source of this 2722-nucleotide messenger RNA. It is a transcript of the gene drd4-rs, whose product is annotated as dopamine receptor D4 related sequence. Gene Ontology annotation, molecular function: G protein-coupled receptor activity; dopamine neurotransmitter receptor activity, coupled via Gi/Go. Lineage: Eukaryota; Metazoa; Chordata; Actinopteri; Cyprinodontiformes; Poeciliidae. Gene Ontology annotation, cellular component: plasma membrane. The record is from RefSeq and is a predicted model, not a curated record. The transcript has 4 exons. The coding region runs from base 26 to 1246 and encodes 406 amino acids. Gene Ontology annotation, biological process: adenylate cyclase-activating adrenergic receptor signaling pathway; adenylate cyclase-inhibiting dopamine receptor signaling pathway.